UGUGAAUUAAAAGGUACACGCAACUGUAGUGAACUGUCCUUUUCCAGUCAUCCCUUGAAACUGUAAUCUUUAGCCAUGGGUCGCGUACGCACGAAAACUGUCAAGAGAGCAGCUCGCUCCAUCAUCGAGAAGUACUACACUCUUUUGACCUUGGAUUUCCACACCAACAAGUCUAUCGCUGAGGAGGUUGCAUCUAUCCCCAGUAAGCGUCUGCGCAACAAAAUCGCUGGAUAUGUCACCCACUUGAUGAAGCGUAUCCAGAAGGGUCCCGUUCGUGGUAUCUCUAUCAAGCUUCAAGAGGAGGAGCGUGAGCGUCGUGAUCAAUACGUGCCCGAGAUCUCAGCUCUUGAGCCUGUUGAUGGAAGCAUUGAGGUUGAUGCUGAGACACAGGCCAUGUUGAAGGACAUGAAGUACGGUGGUAUGGUCAAUGUUGUUCAAAUUCACCCCGGAUUCAACCAGUAAAUCAACAUUGUCUGACAGUUGUCACGCUGAAGGGUGUCCCAUGUUGGCGUGAAAAAAAAAUAAAGCUAGUUAAAGAUUCUGGUAUUCUGUACCCGAGAUUCAAUAACGGUUAUGUUUACAUGCAUGAAGCACGCGACUGUUUGCAUAGUCUUGCACGAAUAUCCGGAAGCAAAUUACCCCAAGUGAGAUGUCAUUGACCUUGGACCAGCGCUUCCGGUAGAGAAAUAGGCCGCAUUUUCGCUAACACCGUUAAUCAGUACACAUGUACGGAGUUUGAUAGUAGAUGUCGGUA
Sphaeroforma arctica JP610 is the source of this 754-nucleotide messenger RNA. Its product is annotated as 40S ribosomal protein S17. The transcript has 3 exons. Gene Ontology annotation, cellular component: ribosome. Gene Ontology annotation, biological process: translation. NCBI's taxonomy places the organism in Eukaryota, Ichthyosporea, Ichthyophonida. The record is from RefSeq and is a predicted model, not a curated record. Gene Ontology annotation, molecular function: structural constituent of ribosome. Bases 76 to 462 code for a protein of 128 amino acids.